CCCAACCCUCGCAGUGCCGCCCGCUGCUUUGUUGGGACGCAGCCGUCGCUGUCGCUCCUGCCGGAGGAGUCGAUUUUGGAUGCACGUCACAUGCUCACGCGACGACGCGCUGGACCCUGGAUGACAGCAUGCGGCGCGCUACCUUCUAACCAGGCCUCGAUGCAGCGCCCAUAGAGCCCAUAGAGCCGGACUGCAAGCAAGCGCAGCAGCACCCGCCACUGCGAGCCAUGGCCGGCGCAACAUACGCCGCAACCCUCGAGGCCUUCAUCGACUUUCUGACCGUCUACGUGCACACGCUGCUGUACCUGCGCCGCCUCUACCCGCGACGCUCCUUUGUGCACGCCCGCUUCCACAACACCUCCGUCUACCAGUCGCGGCACCCGCUCGUCUGCGACUGGAUCUCAGACGCCAUCGACGCCGUGCGCAACGAGCUGUUCCAAAGCGCCGUGUCGCGCAUCGGCGUUGUGGUCUUCAGCUACGGACAUGGCAGUAACAACGGGAGUGGAGGUGGCGGCAGCGGCAGUACUGGCAGCGGCAAGGGCACCGGCGACGUGCAAAUCAUGGAGCGCUUCAUGAUCGACGUCUCCAUGUUCCCCGUCGUGAACGAGGACAGCCUUAAAACUAUCUUGGAAUGGGGGCCUCGGCCUCGGCCCUUGUCGCAAGCAUCGUCGCGCGACGAAGACGAGACUGGAGCUGAUUAUGACGACGAGACUGGCGAAGAAUACGACGACGAGACCGGAGAGGAAUAUGAUGAGACUGGAGAGGAAGAGGAAGAGGAAGACGAGGAGGAAGAUAAAGACAUGGAGGAACCUCAAGACAUAGAAGAGUCUGAAGCCGAGAAGGAGCCCCAAAUCGAGGGAAACGCUAGAGUCCAGAAAAGAUCAUUUUUCGAGGACGAAUCUGAAGUCGAAAAGAACGCUCAAGUCCAGAGGAGAGGUUAUCUCGAGGACGAGGAAGCUCGAAUCGAGAAGGAAGCCGACAUACAGGCAGAAGCUGACAUCCAGGAGGCGGCUGAACACAUGGAAGAAGUUGAAUACGAUGAAGAUGAAAUGGAUGUGGAGGAUGGAGUCGAGGAGGAAGCUGGAAUCCAGGCGGAACCCGAAACCCUGGAGGCAGCCGAACACACGGAGGAAGGCGAAUACAAGGAAGUCGAACACGAGGAAGCCAGAAACAACGAGGGAGCCGAAGCAGAGUGGGAAGACAUCGGCGAGUGGGUCGCCGAAGGCGACUCAGGCGCUCCAGGCGACUGGGCCGACUCCGACUCGGACGCCCAAGCCGAAGCCUACUACCAGCGCGCGCGGGCAGAAGUCGCGCUGAACCGCGAACGCAGCACCGAGAGCCCCGAAGCCCCGGCCUACGAGCUCGGCGUAGAAACAGAUCUCUCGGAGCAGAUGCGCGCCGCGCUCAUCGCGCUGACGCAUGCCUGCGCCCGCCUCAAGCCGCUGCCGAGCAAGUGCUCGUUCAGCAUAGCAAUGGAGCUGAAGAAUGAAGCGGAUGCUGAUCCGCCGGCUAGGCAUCCGCAGCCCUGGGUCCCCGUGCAGCCUAGUCUGCAGAAGAUGGGGCGUGUCGGGGUGCACAAUGCGGGCGACGAUGGGGCGGUGGAGGAGAGUAACGAGUCGGGGGACAAGAUGAAGACAGGCGAAGACCUGGGGGGAGUGAAGUUUACGCCGAUCAGGACGGUCGAAACGGGGACGUUCAGGUUCGAAACUUGGGUAGAGGAAGGGAGAGCAAAAUCUGGGAGACCCAGCGGCCAGACCAAGGCGAAGCCCAAGGUCAGCUUUGCAAAGAAAGUCAGUUUCUCUACAGGUGUGGAAGAAAUCCCCACAAAAUCAUGAUGCUAUGAUGCCUUACCAAGAUGAGAGACUUGCUAGUACGCUGUAUGAAGAUGCUCAAAAGUUA
Boeremia exigua is the source of this 1899-nucleotide messenger RNA. RefSeq lists its product as uncharacterized. NCBI's taxonomy places the organism in Eukaryota, Fungi, Ascomycota, Dothideomycetes, Pleosporales, Didymellaceae. The record is from RefSeq and is a predicted model, not a curated record. The transcript has a single exon. Bases 228 to 1835 code for a protein of 535 amino acids. Gene Ontology annotation, cellular component: zeta DNA polymerase complex.